This is a messenger RNA of Penicillium paradoxum, 1731 nucleotides long. RefSeq lists its product as uncharacterized. Lineage: Eukaryota; Fungi; Ascomycota; Eurotiomycetes; Eurotiales; Aspergillaceae. Bases 1 to 1731 code for a protein of 576 amino acids. The record is from RefSeq and is a predicted model, not a curated record. The transcript has a single exon. Gene Ontology annotation, biological process: dephosphorylation. Gene Ontology annotation, molecular function: phosphatase activity.
AUGUUAGUGUACGACGGCCUUCUCAUCGUGCUCCUAGCCCUGCAAGGUCCGGCUUUGGUCUCGGCCUAUGAGUCCUCCUCUACGGAGAAGGUAUGGGAAGUCUUUGCGUUUACUGUUUAUGGAGACAGUAAGCCAAGUACCCUGGCUAGAACUUUGACGGACUAUGGAGCCAACGGACUCGCCGCGGCAGCAUCGGCUUUCCGCCAUCGUUAUAUAUCACCUGUUGAAGGUUCCGCAACUGGGAUCCAGAACAUAUCUCCAAUCAUUUUAGACUCAAACGAUGUGGAUGUGCUCUCGACUACAGACCAGAGCGUCGUUGCUUCUGCUCAAGCAUUCAUGCAGGGUCUGUACCCACCCCUCGGCUCCAUGAAUGUAUCGAGUAGCCAGAAUGCGAAUGGAUCAUUUGCACAGGCGCCUUUGAACGGAUACCAAUAUCCGCGGAUUGUCACAGUUGGCGAGGCGGAUCCUCAGUCAAUUUUCGUCGAAGGCCAGGCAGCGUGUAACGUGUACCAUGCUGCCGAAGCUGAAUACCGUGACAGUGAGGAGGUCCAGGACAUCACGCGAGACACAGAGGCCCUCUACAGAAAAAUUUGGAAGCUGGCAUUAUCUGGGGUCUAUGAUGAAUCAUUUGUGACUUACAAGAAUGCCGUUCAAAUCUCAGAGUACUUGGAGUAUGAACUUGUGCACAAUAAUAGCUUGCUAGAAAGCCUGAACCACGCCGACAUCCGCCGCGCGCGCUCACUGGCGGACCAGUACAUGUGGAGCACGAACAGCCAACAAUCAUCCUCGAGCGAGUCUAGGUCCACCAGCAGAGCAGCCAGUCCAAUUGCGGGGCAGGCGUUGGCAUCGAGUAUUAUUGAAGCAUUCAAUCUCAACAUUCAAGAAAAUGGUGCUCGGCAGAAGAUGACAUUGGUGUUUGGUGGUGAUGAGCCAGCCAUGGCCCUGUCCUCUCUGAUGGGACUCGCAAACCAGCAGCAGUCCAAUUUCUUUUCCCGUCUAGCACGAGGUGGCUCCUUUGUCUUCGAGCUGUACAGCUUUGAGGACAGCAGCGAAUCGUAUCCGUCAUAUCCAGAAAUCGACAAUCUGUAUGUCCGGUUCUUCCUUCACAAUGGGACCAAUGAUGCUACCGAGUUUCAGCCGUAUUCCUUCUUCGGACAUGGCCCCAGUCGUGCAUCAAUCUCAUAUAAUGAGUUCCGCUCCGAACUGGAGACAUUUGCUGUGGCUUCAACCCAGGAAUGGUGCCUUUGGUGUAACGCUGAAUCUGUAUUCUGCAAUGGAGUAUUAGAUCAGAAUGCAUCAUACCGAAAGAAAAAGAAGAACAUGUCUCCCGCUGUGGCCGGGGUUAUUGGUGCCGUCGUGACGCUUGUUGCUGUCGCAAUCAUAGCAGCCAUUGUGUCCUUCGUGUGUGGAAUUCGCAAGAGCAAAGCCCGCAAAGCAAGCCUGGGGGGAUUUAAAGGUCCUGGCAAGCUCGCCAGUGAUGUUGAUGUGUCAUUCCGAGAACCUGUAUGGGAAAAUUCGAAGUCCAGCAACACGGAAGCUACCCAUGACCUUCCUACUGGAGUUGUUGUGCAAGGCCAUGAGCGUCUAGGGAGCUGGGAAAUGAGCCAAGGAAGGAAAGAGAUGGAGAAUGUCCAUUCUGAUGGUACAAAAGUCAGAUGGCCUAUUGAUGGCGAUGAUGAUUGGCGUAUACAUAGUGGUCUUCGACCAGUGAAAAUCCGCGAGAGUGUAUAG